Molecule: messenger RNA, 834 nt
Organism: Colletotrichum higginsianum IMI 349063
Lineage: Eukaryota; Fungi; Ascomycota; Sordariomycetes; Glomerellales; Glomerellaceae
Product: Esterase lipase
Exons: 3
Coding region: 1-834 (277 amino acids)
Source: RefSeq, a predicted model, not a curated record
AUGUCUUCUACACCAUUCUCUUGCGCCGUCCACCUUUACGAGUCCCCGACGUCUCAUGCCAGCGCCUACGAGAUCGGUCCAUCUGCAGCUUCGAACGCCAUACUUUUCAUAGGAGGCCUCGGCGAUGGCCCACAUACCGUCUUGUAUACCCAAUCUCUUGCUAAGCACCUGAAGAGCACGGGACAGGACUGGUCCGUUUUUGAAAUCCGGAUGAGAAGCUCAUUUUCGGGCUACGGGUACUCGAGUCUGAAGAACGAUGUCGAGGAUAUAUCGGCUCUCGUAAGAUACCUACGAGGCAUCGGCAAGAAGAAGAUUGUUCUCAUGGGUCACUCAACUGGAUGCCAAGACUGCGCGCAGUAUACCAAGCACAAGGAGGACCCUGUUGAUGGCUUCAUUCUCCAAGGUCCUGUUUCUGAUCGAGAGAGCAUCGCCGACUCUGUCGAUCAUGAGUGGUUGAAGAAUAGCCUGGAAUACGCAGAGAAGUUGAUCGACGAGGGGAAAGAGUGCGAGGCGAUGCCCAGAGAUCAGUUACCAUCUUUCUUCCAGACACCCAUGACAGCAUACCGCUGGCACUCCCUGGCAGCCAAAGGGCAAUCGUUUGUAUCCGAGGUCUGGAACAGGUUCCAGCAACCCGUCAUGGCUUUACAAUCAGCCGAGGACGAGUUCGUCCCAGAUAAGAUCGACAAGCAAGCUCUCGUAGACUCGUGGAAGAAGAUCAGCCCCAAAGUCCAUGAGUUGUCUGGCCUGAUACCCGGAGCAAGCCACACGGUGAAAAAGCCGGAAUCCCAGCAGUGGUUGGCUGAGCGGGUGGUUCAGUUCCUCAAUCAGGUAUGA